Messenger RNA from Malaclemys terrapin pileata, 2258 nucleotides. RefSeq names its product guanine deaminase (gene GDA). Gene Ontology annotation, molecular function: zinc ion binding; guanine deaminase activity. The record is from RefSeq and is a predicted model, not a curated record. Gene Ontology annotation, biological process: guanine catabolic process. NCBI's taxonomy places the organism in Eukaryota, Metazoa, Chordata, Testudines, Emydidae. The coding region runs from base 590 to 2008 and encodes 472 amino acids. The transcript has 15 exons. Gene Ontology annotation, cellular component: cytosol.
GUCCCAUUUUAUUUGCAGCUUAAAGCUAACAGGCGUUGGGCUCCAGAUCUAUCCCCUCCCCUUCCCCGUUGUUUUUGUUUUAAGACAUGUAGCCAAUGCAGUUCGCACAAGUGUUCUUCGCUGAGCGCUGACGGCUGACACCAGAGUAGCAGGAGUGUGUGUGUUUGGGGAUGUGUUUGCACCCCCAACGGGUGGAUCAUUGCCAGGUCCCGCUCCUCCUAAUCGCAAAAUACGCUGCUCCCAGCCCAGGUGCUCAGCAAGUAAGCGGACUUUGUUUUCUGCAGGCAGGAGCUCGGAAACCUGUAGCGUCCAAGGCGACUCGACAGCAACCGGGAGGAGAAAGCGCCUUCCAGCGCCAGUAACCACUCCCCAAAGGGAAAGUCAUUAGGGGGUGGAGAGACAGCGCUAGGUGCAGGGGGAGCCGCUAUUGGUACGCUGCGCAGGGAAUAGACAGCAGCCCCCUGAGUGCAGGAGGCAGCCAGGCAGAGCGAGCGACAGCCCGGAGCAGCAGCAUCCCACUCCUGCCCGAACCACGUCUCUCUCCGCGGCAACUCUGAGCGCCACCGACCGCCUCCCUCCGGGCACCGCCAUGGACUCCCCACAGAAGCCACCCCUCGCUCACCUCUUCAAAGGGACCUUCGUGCACGCCAGCCACUCCUCGCCCAUGGACGUGCUGCAAGGCCACCUGCUGGGCGUGGGCGACGAUGGGAGAAUUGUGUUUUUGGAGCAAGCAGAUCAGCAAGAGCAACUAGCUAAGAAGUGGGGUUUCAAGGCAUCUGAUAUAAGAGAGCUUAGUAGUCAUGAAUUCUUCAUGCCAGGAAUGGUUGAUACACAUAUCCAUGCACCUCAGUAUGCAUUUGCUGGAACAAGAGUAGACCUACCUCUUUUGGAAUGGUUAAACACAUAUACAUUUCCAACAGAAGCCAAAUACAAAGAUAAUGAUUUUGCUGAAGAAGUAUACACCAGAGUUGUAAGAAGAACGCUAAAGAAUGGCACGACUACAGCAUGCUACUUUGCAACAAUUCACACAGCUGCUUCUUUGCUACUUGCUGAAAUUAUAGAUAAAUUUGGUCAGCGAGCAUUUGUUGGAAAAGUUUGCAUGGAUAUCAAUGAAAUUGUUCCAGAAUACAAGGAAACCACUGAUGAAUCUCUCAAGGAGACGGAAAGGUUUGUUAAAGAACUACUAGAAAAGAAAUAUCAAAAGGUACAACCCAUAGUGACGCCUCGUUUUGGACCUUCCUGCACUGAGAAGUUGUUGAGUAGACUUGGUGACUUUGCGAAGGCUCGUGACAUCUACGUGCAGAGUCAUAUAAGCGAGAAUGAUGGAGAAAUCAAACUUGUGGAGCAAAUGUUUCCUAACUAUAAAAAUUAUACUGAUUUAUAUGAUAAAACCAAGCUACUUACAAGCAAGACUGUGAUGGCCCAUGGCUGUCAUCUCUCUGACGAAGAGCUGAAACUUUUUAGUCUUCGAGGAGCUGCAAUUGCCCAUUGCCCCAAUUCAAAUUUUUCGUUGUGCAGUGGCAUUUUAAACGUACAAAAUGUUCUGAAGCACAAUGUGAAGCUUGGUCUUGGCACAGAUGUUGCUGGUGGGUAUUCAUCUUCUAUGCUUGAUGCUAUCAGGAGAACGAUGUCUGCAUCUAAUACCCUUCUACUCAAUAAAGUGAACAAUACAGUCUUAACUCUUAAAGAAGCUUUCAGACUAGCAACUCUUGGAGGGAGCCAAGCCCUAGGACUAGAUGAUGUGAUUGGAAACUUUGAAGUUGGCAAAGAAUUUGAUGCACUGCUGAUCAACCCCAAGGCUUCAGAUAGUCCUUUUGACUUGUUUGCUGGAGAUACUUUUGAGGAUAUUAUCCAGAAGUUCCUGUAUCUAGGUGAUGAUCGGAAUAUUAAUGAAGUAUAUGUGGCAGGCAAGCAAGUGGUUCCUUUUUCAAACAGGGAAGAUGAAACGCACAGAAGUGAAGUGAUUUUGUCUAACAUCAAUGAGUUUGAAAAACAAACCCCAGUCUAGUCUCCUGGCUCCCACUCACAUACCCUAUCCUCUGGGACAUGCUGCCUCCAUCACUUAUACUAGUUUUAUUAUGGAACCAUCAGAGGGUGCUAUAGGAAAAGCCCAAAAUUUGUGAGACUGAACCUGAAAGAGCAAGUUACAAGUGAUGUGCAGGAAUCCCCCUCCCCAAAUCCUUGUGUCCUUUUUUGUUUCUUUAUACAUACAAAGAGGACCAGAAAAAAUUUAUAAAAUAAAAUAUUUAUAAAAUUCA